UCAAGCACUUUCUCAACAGUUCAAUGAUGCUUCCCCACAAUCCAUUCUUGCUUUGCAUGUAACAUUCCAGUUCUUGCACUGGACUUCCCCUUUGCUCGGAGCUCUUUGCAACAGAACAGCAAACUUCUUGUCUCCCGGAGGAGUAGGCAUGCUAGGCUGGUUGUAGGGAAGAAGAAGAAGAAGAAAGAAUCAACACGUACAAAGGUUCCUUGGAGGCAUCUGAUCUGUGAAUAUUACUCUUUAAUUCCUUCACCAUGAGCUGGGAGAAGAACCUGUUUGUGGAACUCCUCCUGGUUGCAGCUGGCGCCAUUUUAUCCUGCAGUGGAGAGGUGCAGGUUGAAGCAACUCCACAGCCCAUUUCAGUUAUGCAGAGAGACAAUCAAACGAUCACGACUCUUCUAUACAGUCAUUCAGAAGUUUCAGUCACACAGAUAGGCAAGCAAUCUGUACAAGAGGUUACCCAGAGAACCCAGUCAGUGCCAGCAUUACCUGAAGAUGCUAAGAUGGUAAAAGCAGAAUCUAUACCACCAGCCAAACAAGUUUCAGCCCACAAACAGGCAAACACAGCAGCCACUCCUCCAGAGACAGCUGCAAACCCCACACGUCCAACCAGUCAAGCUGCAAGUAGCAGAGUGACUAAAACUACAGUUGCUGCCAGGAGCACAGCCGUGCAAUCUGAAACACAAACUGAUGAAGCUGGAAUCCACAGAGCUUCACAACCUGCAGCCCCAAACAGCUGGAACACUGCAGCUCCUGCCUUGCCAGCGAAGGCAGCAUAUGCAAAGAAGAAUGUGGCUGGAACAAGCGACGAGUGCAUCAUACAAUGUGUGCCAGCCGCAACGCCAAGAGCAAACAGUACAGCCCACAGGAAGAUGCCAUCUGGGCACAAAGUCACUGUUCCUGAGCCAACAGCCCCAGUUGGGCCAACCCUCACACCCAAACCAUCGCCAGCUGCGACGGGGGCUUAUAGUGUUUCUAAUGGAACUGCUGAGUGUAUUAAAGCAUCAGCUGGCUUGACAAUGAUAGCUAAAAAUGGAAAAACAAACAACCUGGAAUACUUCAAUAUCAACCCUAACGCCACAAGUACGAUUGGAAUGUGUGGGGCUUGGCUGUCAACUCUGAAAAUCUCAUUUGAAGGUGGCUUCAUACGUUUUACUUUCACUAAGAGUGGAGAAGUGUACUAUGUCAGUUUGAUUGAAGCUUCUUUAACUGUACCAUCUGAGGGUGUGCUGUACAGUGGAAUUAAAAGCGACCAGCUCUUUUCAGUGUCUUUAGGGAAUUGCUUCAAGUGUCUCAGCAUGCAAACUAUAGAGCUGUCCAACAACCUUCAACUCCUGCUUUCCAGCUCUCAACUUCAAGCCUUUAAUAUCGUUGGCAACCAGUUUGGGAAAGAGGAAGAAUGUGCUCUUGACAGAAACAAGAGAUUAAUUCCAGUUACCGUGGGCCUCAGUCUCGCAGGAUUAUUUGUCAUUGUCUUUGCCACCUGUGCGAUUUACAGAAAAAAACACACCUCAAGCUAUGAACGAAUCUAAACCACUUCAUUAAAGAUCUGUGCAGCAGCGAGUGAAAAGGUUAUAGAUAAUGGAACGCUCUGCUUCUGCCUACUUAUUCUAUUGUGGCAACUACAAUUGUAAACUGAUUGUGUUGUGUAUUCACUUGUGUGCACUUGAAAAUUGACACUAUUAUGUUGUUAUUUCUAUAUUCAUAAUUUGCCUUUCUGCUUAGGCAAGAGCAG
This is a messenger RNA of Lacerta agilis (Sand lizard), 1735 nucleotides long. RefSeq names its product lysosomal associated membrane protein 3 (gene LAMP3). The transcript has 6 exons. The record is from RefSeq and is a predicted model, not a curated record. NCBI's taxonomy places the organism in Eukaryota, Metazoa, Chordata, Lepidosauria, Squamata, Lacertidae. Gene Ontology annotation, cellular component: membrane. Bases 255 to 1532 code for a protein of 425 amino acids.